Molecule: messenger RNA, 935 nt
Organism: Selaginella moellendorffii
Lineage: Eukaryota; Viridiplantae; Streptophyta; Lycopodiopsida; Selaginellales; Selaginellaceae
Product: 1,2-dihydroxy-3-keto-5-methylthiopentene dioxygenase 2
Exons: 5
Coding region: 22-693 (223 amino acids)
Molecular function (GO): acireductone dioxygenase [iron(II)-requiring] activity
Source: RefSeq, a predicted model, not a curated record
CUCUUCUGCACAGAAGCCAGAAUGGAAGCAUCGAAAUCGGAGAUUCAAGCCUGGGAGUACAACAGCACCGACGAAAACGAAAAGCUUGCUCACAAGUAUCAUCCAAACCGCGCCAUCCCUCUCUCUCAUGUGCAUGGCCUGGGAAUUCUCACCUGGAAGCUAGAUGUUGAUAAUUGGGAGUCCGACACCGAGCUGAAGAACAUAAGGAGCGACCGCGGCUACAAAUACUCCGUACGUAGCCACGCCGCCAUCGUUCUCUACUUGCUUUUUCCUUUCGAUCCAUCAAUGUUUGACAAUCUCGUUGCAGGAAGUCAUAACGGUUUCUCGAGAAGCGAUGGUCGACUUCGACGCCAGAGUGAAAGGUUUCUUCAAGGAACACAUGCACUCCCAGGAGGAGAGCCGUCUCAUUCUCGAUGGCAGCGGAUACUGGGAUAUCAGAGAUUACGACGACAAAUGGAUCCGCUUUUACGUCCAGAAAGGCGACCUCGUUGUUCUCCCUCCCGGCAUGUACCACAGGUUCACUCUGGACACAAACGAUUACAUCAAGGCACUGCUGCUGUUCACGGAAAAUCCUGUAAGAACACAGCACCAGCGAUCAGACGACAGUGCAGCCAGGUAACCCAAACUUGCACAAAAUCUAGCCGAACAGAUCUUCCAAACCGCUUCUUUGUUUUCCAGGAAGCUGUACGUUGAGAAGUAUCUACUGCAACAGCGAGUCAAGGCACAGUGAUCGACGUGUGAGAGUCGACCCGGCCAUUUUCCUGCUAUGUACUAUAGUAAAGUUGCGCUGAUAUUUUCUUUCCCUGCCCCUUUGUUUUUCUCCCGAGAGUGUGUUUAACACGGGGAGCUUGCGAAUAGAUGUGAGAAAUCUAUCCUCUCGUCCCUAUAAUGUAUACCUUCCAAUCAUAUAAAUAUCUUACUACCACUUGCAUAGA